This is a messenger RNA of Leishmania major strain Friedlin, 3411 nucleotides long. RefSeq lists its product as hypothetical. The transcript has a single exon. The coding region runs from base 1 to 3411 and encodes 1136 amino acids. NCBI's taxonomy places the organism in Eukaryota, Euglenozoa, Kinetoplastea, Trypanosomatida, Trypanosomatidae. The record is from RefSeq and is a predicted model, not a curated record.
AUGAGUGGCCGACGCGUGGCAGACACGGCGGUGUCGGACUCUGGCGAGCUCGUCGAGGCCCUUCUACACGUCUUCCACCCGCUGCUUCUGUGCGUGGCAGAUGCUCUCGCAAGCGCCACGGCCGUGACGCCACCGCAAGCGGUGGCAGGGGGCUGUGUGGCUGAUGGUGGUUCGCAAGGCACCGUCUCUUUGUGGCUGGAGGGGGGGGAGACAGGCGCUAAAACGGCAGCGGCGCCCGCCCCAAACACUCAAGACGCUGCCAGCGCUCAGCACAGCACGGCAACCGCGUCUUUCAUGGUGUUGGAGGGUGCCGCGGGCGCCUUCUCCCCGGUUGCACCCGCCCCUGCGAGGGACUCAUCGCCGCCGCCGGCUGACACGACUGCCGUCUUCUGUGCGGCAGAGGAGGACGAGGCCGGAGGCCACGAUGACGAAGGAGGCAACAACAGAAAAGCAGCGCAACAGCGGCUACCCACGGCGCUGGUGCACGACAAGCUCAGCGCCGCACAAGGUGCAUCCGAUGUUGAGUGCCGCGAUGGCGGACACGGCGUCGACAGCGACGCGGCCAAGGAGGUAACGGCGGGACUACGUUGUUCUGCCCGGAAGGAAAGUGUCGUCGCUUGCCCCCCAUCGUCUACAUCGUCCCUGCCCCACGCCACUUCACCGUCCUCGGCUUUCAUGUCUGCCAACUCCGAUGAGGCAUCUGCGACAAUGCCGCGCAAGCGCGGCCGACCACUGCUGUCGCGCACGGCGACCGCCCGCUUGCAUAAAAAAGAAGACGCCGCGAAGACACCCGAACAAGCUCUUCCCCGCGUUCCUGCACCGCCGCCCCACGCCGCGCGCCCGUUCUGCUUUACAGUGCCGAAUGCGAUGCUGUGGGAGACGGUGGCGGCGUUGGCCGAGGCGGUGCUGAUCGGCGGGGCGUGCUUCAGCUGGCUGCAGGGCGAAGUGCAGAGACGUGCAGAUGCUCAGCAGCAGCACGGUGAAGGUCAGCGGGGUGCGAAGACGGCGCCGUCGUUGUCGUUGCCGUCGCCGGCGCGCGUGCUCGCAGACGCUCUUCUGGGCUUUGGCCACCUCUCCGUCACAGCUGCUCACAUGCGAUGGCGCGAGUUCGCCGUGUCGAGUAAAGAUGGGGCCAGCCCCACAGGCAGCGGCUCCCACGAGCCCGGCGAGCGAGGAAACGGCGAUUCUGGUGUCUUCGCUGCUUUGCCUGCUGAAGUGCAAGACGCCGUCUUCACCGCUGUCGCGGCGGCUCUCGUGCGCGCCGCCGCGGUGCACACGGCGCAGCUGCUCAGCCCCUUGUGCGCGACCACCCCCGGUGAUGCGAGACUUACCCAGAGAGGCGGAGAGAGAGUGGGGCAGCAACAGGAUGUGCCGGAUCCGGCACAGUGUCGCGGUGACUCUCCGUCCUUUGCGGCGCCACCGCGAGCCACAGCACACGUCGCGCCCGUUGAUGACUCUUCUGCAGCUUCACCGCACCUGCAGACCAACUGUGGCUGUCGUGCGGCGUCUGCUCCUUCCUUUCAGUGGCAGCAGUGGGCUGAAAGAAGGUUGGCGGCGGAGGCGCAGGGGUUCACCAAUGCGACCGGUGCACCGCUAACGUUUAGGAUGGUGCAAGAGAUGGUCAAGCAUCAGAAUCGACGCACACUGCAGGCUCAGCAGUUGCAGCAGCCACGGCCGACAGCGAUGUCGGCGACUCUGUCUUGCUCGCCAGCUUCCGUGUCCCCUGCCAGUGCUGCUGCCGUCGCCCCAGGUGCGAGCGGUCCGCGUGGGGACGCAUUCGUGGCGACAGCAACAACAGGUGCGCCGUCCGCCACCGCUGCGGCUGGGCAGCCACCAUCGCGCACAGCAGAAUCACCACUUUCAGUACUCAUGCGGCAGGCGGAGGCGCAGGACCACAGCUGCUUCUACGUGCAGGUAAGUACCGGUGACCGUGAUGGUGCCACGCGCACCGAGGCCACUGUGGCACCGGCCGGCAACACUGCCGUGCGUGCCAGCGAGUUUACGGUGCAGGUCUUGUGCUCCGCGCUGGCGUCUGCCAUGACGGAUGGGGCCGCAGCUGGGACUUUGCAUGACAGCGCAACCACCGAGGCGACUCGCUUGGUGGACGAUGCUGCUGCUGGCAGUGGUGGUGUCCUUGUUUGCGCAUGCGCGGCAAAGCGUGAGCAGCACGGCGAGGCCCGCAACCCGCAUCGGCUUGCUGGAGAUGCGCGUUGCGGCCUUGUGCGGCAGUGGUGCGCUGGGCUGGAGCAGCUGGCCUGCAUCACCUCCUCGAUGUCGUGCCGGAGCGGCACGGCGCGGCGCACGAGGCAUGCGAGCUUUUCGGUGUCCGUCGCAGCCCUCUUCGCGUAUUUGCGCGACUCCUCGGUGAACCCUCCGCUGCAGCUGCUGGCAGACUACGCGCGGGGGACGGGCAAAGUGACGUCGGCGUCGCCAAAGGCCCCUGACCCGGCGACGCGAGCUAUCCAUGGCGGUCACGCGGCAACCGCUGGCGCAGCAGCGGCGACGGUCGGCACGGCCGUGCACCAAUCGCCGUGGACGACCGCGCGAUGGAGUAUGCGGCCUGUGAUUGGCAUAGGAGAGGUAGACUACGCGGCUGACCACUUCACGCGGUCGGGGGAGCACCGCCGAGAUCAUGCCCAGGGUGUGGCCGCGUUGUCGUCGCUUCCGACAGACAGCGCCGCUGAUGCGUACCCGCCGAACAGGUCAACGCCAUCUGCUCUGAUAGACGCAGGGUCCCCUCAGGAGGGGCCAUCAAAGCAGCAGAAGACCGAUGCAGGCCAGGCGGCAUCCGCAUCGCCUCGCUUGCCGCCGGCUGUGGAGUGGCUCCGGCUCUCGGACGAACACGGCCAUCCUUCGCAAUCAGACAAGGCCGAGGUCAUAGACAGCGCGCCGCCGGCUCUGCAGCAGUCGGCGACGCGGGUGGUGGAACGAUCUACCGCGGCACUCUUCCAGCGUGUCCUCGCGCCAAUAAUUGCAGGCGAGCAAGGGGAUGCCCGUAUUUCUGCUGACGUCGUGAACCCGCUGGAGGAGGUCGGGGCGGUGCUUGCUACACUUGACGCCGUCUGCGCUGGCCGCACGCUCGUGGAUACGACGGCGUGGCGUUAUGGACGGAACCGCAUGAACGUCGCGGCGUUUUCCAUCGUUGGCCUGGCGUUGCCAGACAGCGAUAAGGGAGGCAGCGCUGGACAAGGAAAUGAUGAUGUCGGGAAGGACGGAGCUAGCCUCGAUAGCACGCACGAUUCGCCUCAGGGGCCCUCUGCUGAGAGAGCGACUCUGCAGUCUACGUGGGAGGAACCCUCCACCGCACCAGUGCCGGCGUGCCGCGCUCUCCUGCCCUUGGGUCUGUACCACCACGAGUGCGGAGUACUCCAUGUAGUGGAUGGUGCAACGUAUGCGCUGGAGAUCGACUAG